AUGGAAAAUGAAAUAGAAAAAGAAAUAAAUGAAGAAAAAAUAGUAAGUGAAAUUGUAAAUCAAAACAAAAAUUACAAUAAUAUAAUUGAUAUUAAUAGAAGUAAAUAUGAUAACUUAUCAAAAGAAGAACAGGAAUAUUAUGUUGGUAAGCCAUAUAGUUGGGAAUACAUAGAAAAUAGUAAAAAUUGGUUUAUUAUAGAAACAAGUAAAAAUUAUAAAUUUUAUUUUAAUAAAAAAACGAAUGAGAAGACAUGGAAUUGCCCAUUAGAAUUAGAUGAAAUAUUAAAAAAAGAAAAAAAAGAAGAGAAAAUUGAUAAUGAAGAAGAAAUAGAGAAUAUAAAUAAUAAUAAUUUAAAAAUAAGUGAAGAAAGUGAAAAUAUGAAGAAUAUUUUGAAAGAGUAUAAGGAUCUUCUCAUAGAAAAAAAUUUAAAUGAAUUUUCAAAAUAUGAAAGUGUUUUAGCAAAUAUUCUAUAUGAUAGAAGAUUUUUAAGUGUACCGAAAGAAAUGAGAAAAGAAUAUUUUUAUAAAUUAAUAAAAGAAGUUCAAGAAGAUAAAAAAAAUGAAUUAAAAACAUUAAUUGAAAAUUUUCAAAAUUUAUUAAAUAAAAAAGAGGAAGAAUUUUUUUAUCCAUUUAGGGAAAAAGAUGCAAUUAAAUUUCUAAAAGAUAGAAAUGAAUACAAAGGAAAUUGUUCUGAAUAUUGGAUGAACACUAGAAAUAAAAUAUUGAAAAAUUUUUUAGAAAAAAAAAAAAAAGAAAAAGAGAAAAAAGUAGAAAAAAAAUUCGAAGAUACCUUAAAUGAUUAUUUAAGAGAUGAAAAUCCAAGAAUAUGGAUAAAAAUAAAAAAUAAUUUAAUAAAAAAAAAAAAAUAUGAAAUCCUUUCUUAUGAUAAAAAAGACAGAAUAUUUGAAAGUGUAAGUCAAAAGCUUUUAAAAAAAAUUAAAGAUAGGAAUAAAGGAAGAGAAAAUAAACACUCAGAUUUAAAGCAUAAAGAGCAUUCAAAAAAAGAUAAAAUAAAUAGAAACGAAAAAAAUAUUUUUUUAGGAAUUUUAUCUGAAAAAUUAAAAUUUCCUAUCAUAAAUGACGACAUUUUGAAAUAUGAUACUUGUAUUAGUAAAAAAGAAAAUUUUGAACAAAUAUGUUCUAUUCCUGAUAAUAUUACCAUUAAUGAAGAAUAUAAAAAAUUAUCUUUAAGUGAUAAUGAAAAAUUUGAUUUAUAUAGAGAAUUUAUAAAUAAUUAUAUAAAUAUAAAAUUAAAAACUUUUGAUAAAUACUUAGCUAACUUAUCGGUUAAUUUUAUUAAUAAUUCAUUUGAUGAAAUAAUAAAAUUAAUUGAUAAAGAUAACAAAAUAUUUUCAUCUUUAAAAUAUGAGCACUUAGAAAAAGUCUAUUUAAAAUGGAAAUGCUAUAAAAUAAAGGAAGCAAAGCAAAUAUUUAAAGAUUAUUUGAAGAAAUCAAAUUUUAUUAAACAUAAUUCAGAUGAAAAAGAAAAUUAUAAGAAAUUAAUCGAUACUUUAUCAUUGGAUAUUAGUUAUCAAAGAUUAGAAUGUGUUUCUGAAGAAAGAGAAAAUAUUAUAAAAGAAAGAAUAAGAGAAUUAAAAAUAGAGCAUGAGAAAAAUAAAAAUUUAGUUGAGAGAUUGAACUUUAGUUAA
Plasmodium relictum is the source of this 1650-nucleotide messenger RNA. RefSeq names its product conserved Plasmodium protein, unknown function. NCBI's taxonomy places the organism in Eukaryota, Apicomplexa, Aconoidasida, Haemosporida, Plasmodiidae. The transcript has 2 exons. Bases 1 to 1650 code for a protein of 549 amino acids. The record is from RefSeq and is a predicted model, not a curated record. Gene Ontology annotation, molecular function: RNA polymerase binding; transcription coregulator activity. Gene Ontology annotation, cellular component: nucleus.